This is a messenger RNA of Entrophospora sp. SA101, 684 nucleotides long. The record is from the annotation of a GenBank genome assembly. Lineage: Eukaryota; Fungi; Glomeromycota; Glomeromycetes; Entrophosporales; Entrophosporaceae.
AUGUUGUUUUAUGGACCUCCAGGAACUGGAAAAACUUCAACAAUAUUAGCUUUAGCUCAUGAAUUGUUUGGUCCAGAAUUAAUGAAAAGCUGUGUUUUGGAAUUGAAUGCAUCAGAUGAACAUGGAAUUCAAGUUAUUAGGGAAAAGGUAAAAAAUUUUGCAUGUGCAACAGUUACUGAUUCAUUGACACAUGAUGCUCAAACAGCUUUAAGACGCAUAAUGGAAAACUAUUCUAGAAUCACUCGUUUCUGUUUGAUUUGUAAUUAUGUUAGCCGUAUAAUAGAACCAUUGACUUCUUGUUGUGCAAAAUUUCGAUUUAAACCACUGGAUAUUUCAAGUGCCAAAAAACAAAUUGAACAUAUUUGUGAAAAUGAAAAUAUUAAUUAUGAUCCCAAGGCUAUAGAUGAGAUUCUUAAGAUAUCUAAUGGUAAUUUGAGAAAAUCUAUAAUGUUUCUUCAAAGUGCAGCCAGAUUACAUCAAAAUGAAAGAAUUACUGCUGAUUCAAUUUUAGAAAUUGGAGGGAUUUGUGAUAAAGUAGUAGUUGAUGAACAACUAAACAAUGAUCAGAAAGCUUGUAUAGGAGAGGUUUUAGGCGAAAUUGAUAAAGAAUUAUGUGAUGGAGCUGAUGAUAAUUUUCAACUAAUGAAACUGCUUAUAAAUUUUUCUGAAAUUGUAAAUCAAUAA